This is a messenger RNA of Galdieria sulphuraria, 2225 nucleotides long. RefSeq lists its product as uncharacterized. The record is from RefSeq and is a predicted model, not a curated record. The transcript has a single exon. The coding region runs from base 27 to 2054 and encodes 675 amino acids. Lineage: Eukaryota; Rhodophyta; Bangiophyceae; Galdieriales; Galdieriaceae.
AGAAAACUUCAUUACAAAUUAUCCAAAUGAGAAAUUAUCAUUUAAUUUUGACUAUAUUGUGCUUAACUAGUGCUAUUCUGCCUCUAGUGCAAGCACAAGGUAAGACUUGUCAAUCUCAAGCAGGAGCUGAAGUUUCAUGGACAUAUGAUGGUUCUUCAAACUCUACCAUUAUAUGGAACUUUACUAAUCCAACCAGUGAAGAGAGAUCUGUUGUACUGAUUCGUGGUGCCACAGGUACUUCUUCUAGUAGUGGUGUUCCUGCUUAUGCGUUUGGUAAUGCCUAUUUUCCGGCAUAUGCAGUGGAUGGACUGGCAGAGUUUUAUUCCAAGCCUACAGCAUCAGAUACUAAGGAUAGUGAUACUCCAUUAAUGUUGUUGGAAUAUUUAACGAGUAGUUCUUCUACUACAUAUCACAAAGGAGUUGCAUUUGUGUUUAUUCUGAAGCCUGGUACAACCUUUACUAUAUUAGAAGGAGGCUUCGAUGACAUUGUGCCAUAUUGUCAAACAUUGUUGGAUGUGGAAUAUUAUGACACAAAAACAGUGAAUAUUGAUUAUGGCUUCCUUUCUCAAUGCUUAGAAUUUGGCUUUAUCUGUGAACCGGAUCCAUUUAAUGUGACUACAGCUAUAUAUCGACCUGUGAAUGGUUCCUAUUUGAGUCAAAGUGAUUUUUGGCCUUCUGAAGGAGACACUAUAACUAUUUAUGGUAGCAGCAGUAGCAGUAGUAGUAAUACUAGUCCAACAAGUACACCUACUCCUACUCCUGUUCCAUCUCCUUCUCAAACCAUACUUGCUACAUCAACAUUGGGAGACUUCUCAUAUAUGCAAUCUUUGGGUAGUAUUUCCAAGAAUGUCACUUAUGCUUUUUGUCCCAAUGGUUCUGUGGUUACUGGUAUUGAAAAUUAUGUUGAAACGAGCAGAAGACUGAAAGCAAUACGUUUGUUAUGUAGUGAUGGUAGUGUCUCUGGAACCAUUGGAGUUUCUUCCUUGAACAGUCUUACGAAACAAGAACAAAAAUGUCCUAGUCCAGGUAUUCGAUCCAUAGGUGGAAAAAGCCAUACCAUGUACUCCACGAAUAUUCCAGUACGAGCUGUAUGGGAUAUACAAACAUUCUGUUCCAAUGGAAACUAUUCAUCAUUGACAAGUCAUGAACAAGAAUUUGAUACAAUGCAAUAUACUAUUUGUCCUUUUGGUACCGUUGCUAAUGGCAUCAAGGCGGAGAUUUAUCAAUCCUAUGAUAUUAUUGCUACCAUUACUUUGGAAUGUGAGACGUUGAAUGCAACUUCUUCGAAAAAGAAUAAUCCAACCCCAACUCCUGUGCCAUCUACGCCUACAGCAACUCCCGUACCAUCUACUCCAACGCCAACUCCAACAGCUACAUGUGUUUCUAUCUUAAAAGAGACAAGUUCUUCCAAAGGACAAUGGACAAUUGGCACUGCUGGUACAUACGGUGUGGAAACAUUUGGAUUAGGAGGAGCAUCGAAGACCUAUGCACAAGUCUUUUGUGAAGAAAAUGCUACAGUUUCUGGAGUAGAAAGCUAUAUUCGAUCUGGACAUUUGGUUGCUUUUCGUUUAUUAUGUAGCGAUGGUAGUCAAACAUCCUUGCUGGGAUCACAAAAUACUAGUGGAACUACCCAUUCUCGUUUCUAUUGUGACUCUUAUGGAGUUUGGGGAUUGGGAGGAAAAUCCAAUCAAAUAUGGCCUGGAUUGUUGGCAGAAAAUGAACUAUGGGACAUUAGAGUACUUUGUCAAUCCGGAAACUAUUCUUCAUUGACGAGUCAUACCAAUGAAUAUGAUGGUCCAGAAAGUUACGCUCUUUGUGCUACCAAUCAAGUUCUCCAAGGUGUACAUGUGUCUCAAUAUAGUGAUGAUAACUAUCUAGGCAGUGUACGUGGAUACUGCGUUGCAGUCAAUACUUCUUUGGCAACUAUAAAGAAUUCUGGUCUCACCAUGUUGAAGAGAACUCCGGUUUCCACUAGAACGAUUAGAGCUCAUUCACGAGAUGUUGUGGAUCAUUAUAUUCAGGCAUCGAUAUCUCGUCAAAGAGGAGGAAUUUAAGACCCGAAUAUUGUUGUGGUAUUUUUCGAUUAUGGUUACUUGCAACAUUUUGGUUUGCAAGUCGGCUUUUUCGUUGAUGUUUUCGUAUUUUUGCAUCAAAAAAAUGAUAGGAAAUAUAGUUAUCUUGCUUGUAGAAUGAUUUGUUGCAUGUAUAAAAUUGCGUUGGAGUGA